GCGCUGGAGGCGCCGCCGACUCGCCACAGUGUAGCGCAGCGCGGGGAGGGGGUGGCUCGCGGCCUCUGGGUUGUUCUCGGCGCCGGCGCCGGCGCCGGCGCAGCAGCAGCAGCAGCAGAGAGGGAGCCCGGCGCAGGCAUGGGGGCGCAGCUCAGCACGCUUGGAGGGAUUGUGACAUACCCAUUAUGGCUAGUCUACAGCUUGAUCAUGAGACUCUUCAGGAAACCCCCUCCUGCAAUUACCCUGGAGGACCCUGAAGUGAAAUACCCAUUGAGGCUGAUUGACAAAGAGGAAAUUAGCCAUGACACGAGAAGAUUUCGCUUUGCCCUUCCAACUCGAGAGCACAUUCUAGGUCUCCCUGUUGGACAGCAUAUUUAUCUUUCUGCACGGAUUAAUGGAAAUCUGGUUGUCAGACCCUACACACCAGUCUCCAGCGAUGACGACAAAGGCUAUGUGGAUCUUGUUAUCAAGAUUUAUUUUAAAGGGGUCCAUCCAAAGUUCCCUGAUGGAGGAAAGAUGUCUCAGAAUUUAGACAGCCUGAAAUUAGGGGAUACCAUUGACUUCAGAGGUCCCAGUGGAUUACUUGUCUACAAGGGAAGAGGCACGUUUGCUAUUCGCGCUGAGAAGAAAUCUGAACCUGUUCUUAAAACAGUGAAAUAUGUUGGGAUGAUUGCAGGUGGAACUGGCAUAACUCCUAUGCUGCAGCUCAUUCGUGCCAUCAUGAAGGACAAAGAUGAUCCCACCAUUUGUCAGCUGCUGUUUGCUAAUCAGACUGAGAAAGAUAUCCUGUUACGAUCAGAACUGGAGGAAGUUCAGGUUCAGCAUCCAGACCGCUUUAAGCUUUGGUACACGUUGGACAGAGCACCUGAGAAUUGGGAUUAUAGCCAGGGAUUUGUGAGUGAAGACAUGCUCAGAGAACACAUGCCCCCUCCUCAAGAUGACGUUCUGAUCCUCAUGUGUGGUCCUCCUCCAAUGAUCCAGUAUGCUUGCUUACCCAACCUGGAAAAACUGGGAUACACCAAGGACAUGAGAUUCUCCUACUAAAGAAGAUUUAGCUGUGCUGUAGUGCAGAAAGGAAGCUGAUGUAAGGAAAAGCAUCUAGUUAACAGGGAACAACACAAAGUACACACAGGUGGCUGGUGUACAAUGCUGGGAAGCUACAUUUUAGAUUAUAAUCACUUAGAUUUCUUAAUGCAGUUCAAAAUUUGGCACAACACUAAAAACAAAUAAUUUAACCAGGUUGCAGGUACGUAGUGAUAUAUGAUGCUUGGCUGUGCUUUCCUUAGCACAUUCUUCAGAAAGACUGAUUAUUGACUACAAUUUAGUGUCAAUUUUCAGCACCAAAGCGUAAUUUUUAGGGGAAUGAAGAGGACUGUUACAUUACUUACACUGUAAUCCCAGUGCUAACUAGUUACUUCCCAACACUGUGUAUAUUGGAUAUUAUUCUUGGUAUGAACUAUGGCCAUGUAUAGGAAGUACACCUUUAUUGAACUUACUAAUCACAAAGCUUUUACAGCAGGCAUAUCAACAAUGGCUGUCUCUUACACCGUCACCUGGCAAAGGUGAAAGGUUCAGGAUGGCCUUUCAUUGAAAUCUGGUGGUUUACUGGUUAUGAGAGAUAUGGUGUAAGAUGUCACUUCAACAUAAAUACACAUACCAGGAACAUAAUUUCCAGUUGUAUUUUGGACUGACCUUGCUUAAAGCAAAUCUUUUCCAGCUGAUCACCUUUACUAGCCAUUCCCCUCCCAAGAACCUGAGAUUAAUUCUUGAAGGCAGGGGCUUUUGAAUGUUGAAGCAGUUAUUUUUAAAGAGCUGAAGGUGCUAGACUAGUGGGGUGUGUUCCCUCUGUAGAAAACUGUAGAUUUGAUGACUCUUCAGAACUGUUCAUGCUAGGAUUUCACUUGCAGAUCUCUAGGUGUACUAAAAUCCUAUUAGCAAAAACUACUCAAUUUAGUCUUUCUGUGAUAAAUUACUAAGGGGAGCAGGGUCAUCUACCCUGCAUGCAGUGCUCAAGCAAAACUCCAUUGAGAAUUUUGUCCAAAAAGGAUGUGUAGAAUUGAAUUUGUUUGACAGCAGCUUCAUCUGUCUAGCCAAAUCCAAAAGUGCUGGACUGAUUGCAGUUGGGUCUUAAACAGCUUGUACCUCAUCUAUGGAUGUUUCCAUACAGAAUUUUCUACUUCCCAGCAGCAAUCCUACCUGUAAGCUGUCAAACUAUAAAAUCUUGUUCGAGUUGCUAAAACUGUUGGCUGAAAGAGUAAGUAAUGUUGAUACAAAGAUACAUAUUACUAUGAGGUUAUAGUAAUUUGCAGGACCUUCUCUUGUGCCUAUGUAGAGCCUGGUAUUUUGCACUUAACAGGUGGAAAAGAUACUAUUAUUCACUCUAGGUUCCUUUUGCAGCAAGGCUACUAAAUGAGGUUAAAUGUAUUCUGGGAGAUCUUAUCAAUGUGUGCUUCUUACAGUCUGAAACUUGGGCUUUGGUAGAACAGUACAACUGAGGUGUUCCUGCUACUAAUUUAAAUCUGUCUUUGUAGCAGGCAAUAUGUUCAAGUUUAAAGUGAAGCAUUGGUGUUGCUUGUAUCUGUAGGGGACAAACACACCCAAAGAUUUUUUUCUUGUAUUAAGACUUUUGAUCAACUCUAUAGCUGGUUAAUUACAAGCUGUUUUGUAUUAUCAUGCAUAUUCACUUACUGGCUUUUUCAAAAUGUUUGUGCAAGAAAUAAAAUAUUUUGCUGAUUGUCA
This is a messenger RNA of Caretta caretta (loggerhead turtle), 2739 nucleotides long. It is a transcript of the gene CYB5R3, whose product is annotated as cytochrome b5 reductase 3. The record is from RefSeq and is a predicted model, not a curated record. Gene Ontology annotation, cellular component: mitochondrion. Gene Ontology annotation, molecular function: oxidoreductase activity; FAD binding. Lineage: Eukaryota; Metazoa; Chordata; Testudines; Cheloniidae.